Messenger RNA from Phytophthora infestans T30-4, 1141 nucleotides. RefSeq lists its product as uncharacterized. The record is from RefSeq and is a predicted model, not a curated record. The coding region runs from base 46 to 966 and encodes 306 amino acids. The transcript has a single exon. Lineage: Eukaryota; Oomycota; Peronosporomycetes; Peronosporales; Peronosporaceae.
GUCGUCCGAGACACAGAUCCCAUUUCCCCCGUUACAAAAACCGCAAUGCCAAUUUCCGGAUCGCUCACGAUUAAGGUGCACAAUAUCGAGGCCAACUUCGGUGAGGAAGAUUAUUACGGGAAGAAGCUGGCCGUGCGCUUCGCCGUGGGUAAGUCCGAGUACACGACUAGGUUCAAGAAACACGACGUGCGUAUCGACGAGAACGCCACCCUGCGUGUGCACGAAGCCGCGACUGAUUCCAAGCUUACCAUCGAGUUGCUUCAGGAGAAGGUCAAGAAGCCUCUUGUGAGCACGCAAAAGUCGCUGGCCGAGUUCCAGAACAACCCAGUGAACCGUAAGAUGACGUUCACGUUCGGCUCUAAGGGCGCGCCCAGCACGGCGUUGCUAUCGUACAGUGCCGACUGGGAGUCGAGCGAGACAACGUUGGCCGCGUUUGAGACCCACCGGCCAUGGUUCAUGCGUGCGUCGUACUACUACGACACCACAAAGAACGUGUACAACUACACCACGAGCUUUCGUGUGGUGGCCCCGUUCGCCCGCUUCGGCGAGAACACGGCCGACACGGUACUCACCAAGGUGAGUGGCAAGACGCUGUUCGACAUUGACUCGGCUUGGGUUGGCCCCGGUUUUAACGCCUUGGACGAUAAGGUGGAUGCCGGCAUCUCGGCCGUUUUCAACACGCUGUACAAUGGUCAGCUGUACGCUCUUAAAAAGAAGGACGAAGCUGUGGAUUUGGCCUCCAGGGCAGUUAAGAAGACGGGCGAGUCGGCCGUCCAGACCAAGGACUUUACCGUCAACACGGUCUCGUCCGCUUCGUCGGCCGUGUACAACACGGUGGCCGGUGUGGCCGACUACACCAAGACACAGGUAGUGCACGCGUCAUCGUCCACGUACGGCACGGUCAAGGGCAUCACAGUCUCGGUGCUCAGCUACGUGCCCGUGAUUGGCCCUAAGAUUGUGGCAUAAGCCGAGGAACCGACGGCCACACCGACGUCAAUUUCGUCACAAGCAGGCAGAAGACCGUGAGUGCAUUUUUGGCGGUUGUGGCGAUGCAACUGCAACUUUUUUCGUUUUUUUUUUUCGUGUUAAAAUCCAAAAUGUCUUUGCCUACUUAACCCUUUCAAACUUGCUUAAUCAUUUC